This is a messenger RNA of Macrosteles quadrilineatus (aster leafhopper), 601 nucleotides long. Its product is annotated as peptidoglycan-recognition protein SC2-like. Gene Ontology annotation, biological process: peptidoglycan catabolic process. The transcript has 4 exons. Gene Ontology annotation, molecular function: N-acetylmuramoyl-L-alanine amidase activity; zinc ion binding. Lineage: Eukaryota; Metazoa; Arthropoda; Insecta; Hemiptera; Cicadellidae. The record is from RefSeq and is a predicted model, not a curated record. The coding region runs from base 11 to 601 and encodes 196 amino acids.
AUCAACAAGAAUGCACUACAGGACGAAAAAGUUUCGAAAGCAUCAUCCUAUGGGAUGGAGCACAUUAGCAGCAGCUAAGAUCACAAUAGUAAAGAGAGAAUGGUGGAAAGCACUGCCACCAAUUAAGCAGGAUGGUUUUGACAACACUCGAUCUAUCAGGUACAUUAUAUAUUCUCACACUAGUGGACCAAGAUGCAAGAAGAAGGCUGAAUGUGUCAAAUUGGUGCAGGACAUGCAAAAACAGCACAUGGACUGGGGUAUGCCAGACAUUCGGUACAGUUUUCUAAUUGGAGGAGACGAUAACAUUUACGAAGGUAGAGGGUUCAAUGCCAAACCUGUUAUUAACCGAAAAUAUCCGGAAUUGUACGGUAAAAGCAUUGAGGUGGCUUACAUCGGAAACUACAGUGAGAAGGGAUGGGUGUACAAGGAACCAACCCGCAAUAUGUGGGACAAAGGCUGGCAGAUUAUCAGGCAUGGCUCAGACACUGGUAAGAUUCCUGAGUGUGAACUAAGAUACUACUUCGACACUGACCGUGAUGAUCUCGACCCAUGGGAGAUGCCACCUGGGGGAACCAUGAGGUUUUCCAGAGAGUACCCUUAG